Messenger RNA from Carassius auratus (goldfish), 4152 nucleotides. RefSeq names its product plectin-like. The record is from RefSeq and is a predicted model, not a curated record. The transcript is spliced from 27 exons. Gene Ontology annotation, biological process: hemidesmosome assembly; intermediate filament cytoskeleton organization; wound healing. NCBI's taxonomy places the organism in Eukaryota, Metazoa, Chordata, Actinopteri, Cypriniformes, Cyprinidae. Gene Ontology annotation, cellular component: hemidesmosome; focal adhesion; sarcolemma. The coding region runs from base 1048 to 3954 and encodes 968 amino acids. Gene Ontology annotation, molecular function: cadherin binding; structural constituent of muscle; structural constituent of cytoskeleton.
AACGGUGUUUUUUGUGCCGCACCUUAAUACCUUCUCUUUUAUCGACAGAUAUGUAGACGUCUAUAAAGUGAAGGCGUCAGCUUCCAUAUCUGCUGAAAAAUAUGAUGAGUGUGUGAUAAAGGCCCCAUCCUCAUCUUCCUCUUCUGCUGUAGGAUUUUAUCUUUAUGACAUGAGCAGAGCUGUCUUUACCUUCCUACGCUAAAAGAAAGUGUAGUUUAGUGUUGUUUUCACUCAGAAAUUGUGUAGAUUUGCAAAUAACAUUAAAAUUGUCUUCCAAAGUCCGGUGAUCAUUUAUGAACUAUUUUGAACAGAUCUACACAGUCUUCAGUGAUGGAAGAUGUUGCACGUUCAGGUUGAUCACAUGCACACACUCAUGCGAACAAGAAAGCCUGAUGAUUCUUUGUGUUUCUGGCUGUUGAUUGAUUCUGGAGCCUCUGGUUAUGUGUUUUACUGAGUUCAGUACUGUUAAUCUCCAGCGUGAGUCGACCUGAGCGGCCCAUCCCAGAGCCUCACCCUGCCUCAGUUACUCAUACUUGUCCAACCGCUCAGGAUCGUCAACGUGGUUAAUCAUUAAAGAGGCGUGUACCUGUGUGUGUGUGUGUCAUGAGUAGGUUUUAGAGCGUGAUUAUGUAAUCCUGCUCCUGUAAUGGCUCUUUUGACCAGUUUCACACACUCGUUUAGCAUGCAGUUACACAACACGCUUCCUGUUGCGUUAUCCUUUAGAGACUGUGAUGAUUUAGUGUGUGUGUUUGGAGAGGGUGUGGGAUUCUGGCGGACACACCUUCCCACUCACUUUCCCUUCUUCUUCCUGCCUCGGCUCCACCAACAUGACAAUUUAGGGCUGAGGCGGGGCCAAGCCAGUGCCCUCCAUGUCUCUCUUCAGUCAGAACAAGAGCAGGCCUACGAUCUGUAGCUAGCGGCAUCAUUUAGAGGAGCUAGGAAAUGGACGGCAGGAGUUAAACUGAAAGAAAGCAGAACUGCAAGUGAAGAUAAGGAGCUUGUAAAGAGCAGUGGUUUGUGACUCUGUAUUAGUCUGAGGUAAAGGAGAUGAGUAGGCAACAGAGACGAAGGGAAUAUUCGACUGACAGCCUGGAGAGGACACCUUCAGAUGACUUGCACUAUCAGGGAAUGCUGAGAGCCUUGGAAGGCAGGAAAGAUGAACGGGACAGAGUGCAGAAGAAGACUUUCACUAAAUGGGUGAACAAACACUUAAUAAAGCACCAGAGAGCCGAGACGCAGCGUCAUGUGAAUGACCUGUAUGAAGAUCUCCGAGAUGGACAUAACCUGAUCUCCCUUCUGGAAGUCCUCUCCGGAGAGACACUGCCGAGGGAGCGGGACGUUGUGCGGAGCGUGCGGUUGCCUCGUGAGAGAGGACGCAUGCGAUUCCACAAGCUGCAGAAUGUGCAGAUGGCACUGGAUUUCCUCAGACGGCGGCAGGUCAAGCUUGUGAACAUCAGGAACGAUGACAUUGCAGACGGAAACCCGAAGCUGACUCUGGGUCUGAUAUGGACCAUCAUCCUCCACUUCCAGGUCUCCUGUUCUAUUUCAGAUAUCCAGGUGAACGGUCAGUCAGAUGAUAUGUCAGCGAAGGAGAAGCUGCUCCUCUGGUCUCAGCGGAUGGCGGAUGGUUACUCCGGUGUCCGCUGCGAUAACUUCACCACCAGCUGGAGGGACGGAAAGCUCUUCAACGCUGUUAUACACAAACACGAGCCCAGGUUCAUUGACAUGGGGAAGGUGUACCGCCAAACCAACCUGGAGAACCUGGAGCAGGCCUUUUCAGUGGCAGAGCGAGAGCUUGGGGUCACACGACUGCUUGACCCAGAGGAUGUGGAUGUGCCUCAUCCUGAUGAGAAGUCCAUCAUCACCUAUGUGUCCUCUCUUUACGAUGCUAUGCCCCGUGUCCCAGAUGUCCAGGACGGCGUCAAAGCCAAUGAGCUGGAGCUGCACUGGCAGGAGUAUUACGAGCUGGUCACCGUUCUUCUCCAGUGGAUCAGACAUCAAGCACACAUCUUCGAGGAGAAGAAGUUUCCAAGCAGCUAUGAAGAGAUCGAGAUUCUGUGGCGUCAGUUUCUGAAAUUUAAAGAAACAAAGCUUCCCGCAAAACAGUCGGACAAGAGCCGCUCCACACACCUCUAUCAGUCCUUUGAGAGCGCGGUCCACGCCGGUCAGGUCAAGGUUCCUCCAGGUUAUCAUCCCACUGACGUGGAGAAGGAAUGGGGUCGUCUACAGGUGUCUAUUCUGGAGAGGGAGAGACUGCUCCGGAUAGAGUUGGAGAGGUUAGAGCGUCUCCAGCAGAUCGUCAGUAAAGUACAGACUGAAUCAGGCAUGUGUGAGGAACAGAUCAACCAGACUGAGUCUCUGCUGCAGACGGAUAUCCGUCUCCUGAGUGCUGGGAAACCAGCGCAGCACACGGCUGAGGUGGAGAGGGAUCUGGACAAAGCCGACGGCAUGAUCCGGCUCCUCUUCAACGACGUUCAGCUGCUCAAAGACGGGCGCCACCUGCAGGCAGAGCAGAUGUAUCGCAGGGUGUACCGCUUACACGAGCGCUUGGUGAACCUGCGCAGCGACUACAACCUGAGGCUCAAGCCCAGCGUCAGCACUGCCUCUCACGUCUCCAUCACACAGAUUUCCCAGAAGUCUGUGCAGCGUGCACGGCCCGAGCUGGAUGAGGUCACCCUGCGUUACGCGCAGGAUCUGUUAUCCUGGGUGGAGGAGAACCAGCGGCGGAUCGAUACGGCCGAGUGGGGCAUCGAUCUUCCCUCUGUGGAGUCUCAGCUGGGCAGCCACAGAGGACUUCACCAAACCAUCGAGGACUUCAGGGCUAAGAUCGAGCGCGCACGAACAGAUGAGAGCCAGCUCUCGCCUGCAAGUAAAGGCACAUACAGAGACUAUCUGGGCAAACUGGAUCUGCAGUACAACAGACUGCUGAACUCCUCCAAGUCCCGUCUGAGAAACCUGGACCAGCUGUAUAACUUCGUCAGCGCCGCCACCAAGGAACUGAUGUGGCUCAAUGACAAAGAGGAAGAGGAGGUCAACUACGACUGGAGCGAGCGCAACACCAACAUGACUGCGAAGAAAGAGAACUACUCCGGACUCAUGCGAGAACUGGAAUUUAGAGAGAAGAAAAUCAACGACAUCCAGGCCACUGGAGACAGACUGAUCAAAGACGGACAUCCAGGCAAGAAGACUGUCGAGGAGUUCAGUGCAGCUCUGCAGACGAAGUGGAGCUGGAUCCUCCAGGUGUGCUGUUGCAUUGAAACUCAUCUCAGAGAAAACACUGCAUACUUCCAGUUCUUCGCUGAUGUGAGAGAUGCUGAGCAGAGGAUGAAGAAGAUGCAGGAGACCAUGAAGAAGAAGUACACGUGUGACCGCAGCACCACUGCCACUCGUCUGGAGGAUCUACUGCAGGACGCUGUCGAGGAAAGAGAGCAGCUGAACGAGUUCAAGUCUGACAUCGCUGGCCUGACGAACAGAGCCAAGUCCAUCGUCCAGCUGAAGCCGCGGGACCCCACCAGCCCCUCCAGAGGAAAGCUGCCCGUCCAAGCUGUGUGUGACUUCAAACAGAUGGAGAUCACCAUGCACAAGGGCGACGAGUGCACGCUCAUCAAUAACUCCCAGCCCUUCAGGUGGAAGGUCCUGAACCGCUCGGGGAACGAGGCCGUGGUGCCCUCCAUCUGCUUCCUCGUGCCCCCCGUCAACAAGGAGGCUGUGGAGAGCGUGUCCAGUCUGGACGCCGGUCAGCAGCAGACUCAGGCUCUGUGGCAGAAGCUCCACGCUGACCUCAGGAGUCUGCUCUCCUGGCAGUAUCUGAUGAAAGACAUCCAUCUCAUCCGCUCCUGGAACAUCACCACGUUGAAGACGAUGAAGUCGGAUGAGUACCAGCUGAUGCUGAGGAACCUGCAGAUGCACUAUCAGGACUUCCUCAGAGACUCCCGGGACUCCAGGCUCUUUUGACUCCAGCGAUAACCUGCAGGUGGAGAGGGACUACAAGGAGGCCGUCCAGCACUACGACAGCCUGCUGCGCUCCUUGGAGAAAGGAGCCGCUGUCAGAGCGCAGGGCGAGCAGGAUGAAUCCAUAUGCAAGACGUACAUCAACCCAAAUCAAAAGCCUGCGGCUGCAGAUCGAGGACUGUGAGUCUCGUACGUGGCUCG